Sardina pilchardus (European sardine) is the source of this 1741-nucleotide messenger RNA. RefSeq names its product dysbindin domain-containing protein 1-like. Gene Ontology annotation, cellular component: cytoplasm. The transcript is spliced from 5 exons. The record is from RefSeq and is a predicted model, not a curated record. Lineage: Eukaryota; Metazoa; Chordata; Actinopteri; Clupeiformes; Clupeidae. Gene Ontology annotation, biological process: negative regulation of protein kinase activity. Bases 485 to 952 code for a protein of 155 amino acids.
AGGGGGACCCCGAGAGCAAGUCCUUGUUAGGGCUGCUCAGGUCCUGAGAUGUAGAUCAGCUGGGUCAUCUUGGUGAGGACAAUGGGACACUGCCACGCCACCAGCAAUCCAUCACCUGUCAGACAGUGAGGACACGGCGUGCAGUGCAUCCUCAGGCUGUUUGCACGAAGGACUAAAGGGGAUCAUGAUCAUCAACCGCUGAGGCAGAGACCAGAUUACCAGUGAGGGAGAGAGAGAAAGAACAACAUCCAAAACACAACAAACAAAAAAAAGGAACAGGAGCUAGUCGUGUGGACCCCACGCUACAAGACGGAGGGGGUGUUACACUUAAUCUCUUCUCUCACUCUCUCUCUCUAACCUCUCUCUCUCUCUCUCUGCCUCUCCCUCUCUUUUUCUCUCCCUCCUUUUCUCUCUAUCUGCGUGCUUUCCCCCCACUCUCAUGCUACUGCUCUGGUGAGCAGUUCGGUGCUCUCCGCUCGGCUGAAUGGAGGCGCAGGGAGGGGCAGGAAGCCCAGAGUCCAACAAAGACAUCCAGAAGCUGCUGAAGCCCUCCAGCUCAGGGGACCUGUCCAAAGAGCCAUCCCAGCAUCCCUCGGGGGUCGAGGAGGGAGGCCUCCUCGGACACAACUCAAGCCUUCUGCAUGUCACCGAGAGAAGACAGCCGCUCAGCAGCGUGUCCUCACUGGAGGUGCACUUUGACCUCCUGGACCUGACCGAGCUCACAGACAUGUCUGACCAGGAGCUCGCCGAGGUGUUCGCCGACUCGGACGAGGAAAAUCACAACGAGUCUCCAGCAAGUCACCACCACCCCAAUUUCCACCGGGGGGGCUACAUGCGUUCUCCCUCCUGGACCCGCUGCAGCAAGGGGGAGCAGGCGCGCGACAAGAAGCACCACAGCGACUCGGACAGCACCGAGCCCUACCUGAAGAUGGAGCGACCCAAGCAUCCCUGAGGGGCCCAGGCAGACCCGGAACAGAGGGCCCGGGCUGGAGAGCCAGAACUGCAGAACUCAAGAGCAGAUGUUGUUUCUGGAGAGGGGGGGGGGGAAGAAAAAAUGAAACAGAUGAAACUUCAAUGGUGCUAAAGACACAAGACUGCUUAUCUUGCUGUGCACUGUAAUGUAGAAUCUAUUAACAAAAGGAAUUAAGUGUGGGUGAACCAUAACACCAUUCAUAGAGAAAUCCACGUGCAUUCAUCACUGAAACAGUAUACUUACCGCAUCUCACCACGCGAUCACAUUUUCAUAUUUAUUUUGCUUUUUUGGGAGCGAGAAUUCCAGAGGAGUUGCUCAAGCAGUCUGGGGAAGUUCGGAAGACCAAUGUCAAAGGGAGAAAGGUUACAGAUAAUGACCAUGCAUUCCGCAUUUUGGGCACUCUGGGUCAUCCAACUUACCCUGAACGCCCUUUAUUGGGCCUUGCCAGACAAGCUGAAACGUGCCAUGCCAACUGACAGGACGUAUAUUUUUAAACCAUAUGGUUCUUAUGUAAUAUGAUGCCUUUAAAAGUAGCAGGGCCAUCUUCAAAUUCUAUGUGCCGAUUAUAAAAAGACCACCGUGCACUCUGCUGCAUUCCUUCCCAUAAGCGUUUGUCAGGUAAAGUCACAUAAUGGAAUUGUCUGGCCAAAGUAAACAGACAUAUAUAUACUGCUUUUGGGGAUCCAUACAUGAGAUGCAUUUAAUUUUUUGGACCUCACGUGUAAAAAUUUGCAGAAGAGUUUUAAAAGAAUAAAUCAAAUAAAAUUC